AGGCGAGCCUCACUGAACAGCAGCGUAUCCUCUUUCAUACACACUCUCACACACACACUGUACGCUCCACAUCCCACACACAAAUGCCUGAGCUCUCACACACAUGCGACCCAAUAACAGCUACCACCUCGACACUACGAGCUGGCUUCAUUCUGAGCUCGGAGAUCCUGCUAUCUGCUUAUCGCACAAGAGCGCAGAGGAGAGGCAUCAUCGAAAAGACUAUAUCACCCAUGGAGGCGCGCGGCAGGGGGGAGGGAAGGUGAGUGAACGCUGCCCGGUACAGCUGCUGCCACGGCUGCCUGUGUCACUGCUAUACAGGAGAGAAAGGGAAAAGAAAGAGGAUCAGCUUUUUUGGGGGGAGGAUAUAACCGUGCAUGAGACCAAACCAUUGAGCAGAUGUGGAAGAAACAACAAUCAAGUUCACAUUGUGGGUGUCUGACCCACUAAUUUGACCCUAGCCCAGAGCUAAACGGAGUGCUGAAGGAGGGUCAUGGCGGGGUGCCUGAGCCAGGAUGUUUGCUGGACACUAGUGAUACUCUUCAUCUUGGUAAUGAUUGUUGUGUCACCCAUCCUAGGUCAAGGAUGUCCCCAACGAUGUGAGUGUGUCUCAAAGCUCAAGACAGUGUCCUGUAAUAAUAAAAGACUGAGUGCGCUCCCAGAGGCCAUACCCUCAGACACAAGGAUCUUGGACCUGAGUGGUAAUAAACUUCGCUGGGUUGAACAUGGGGACCUGCUUGCAUAUCCUCGCCUUGAAAAUUUGGACCUAAGUGACAACAUGAUUAGUGUGCUUGAACCCAAUGCAUUUUCAAGUCUUCAGAAUCUGCAGUCUCUCUCUCUUCGGGGAAACCAAUUGAAACUGGUGCCCAUGGGAGCUUUCUCACGUCUUACCAACUUAACUUCACUGGACCUAAGCGGGAAUAAAAUUGUAAUUCUGUUAGACUUUACUUUCCAAGACCUAAAAAGUCUGAAAAAUCUUGAAGUGGGGGACAAUGAUCUUGUUUAUAUUGCAAACAAGGCUUUUAUGGGUCUGGUAGGCCUUAGAGAGCUGACCAUUGAAAGAUGUAAUUUGACUUCUGUGUCUAGCCAGUCAUUGUCUUAUCUGCAUAAUCUUGUGAUUUUACGGCUUCGCUACCUCAGUAUCUCUGCCUUAGAUGAUCAGAACUUUCGUAAGCUAGGAAAUUUGAGGGGCUUGGAGAUCGACCACUGGCCCUUUUUAGAGUACAUCUCCCCUCACAGUCUGCAGGGUCUUAACUUGUCCUGGCUGUCUAUUACACACACCAACAUAACCUCUGUACCCACCUCUGCCCUGCGCAGUCUGGCCCACCUCACCAGUCUCAACCUCUCCUAUAACCCCAUCUCUGUGCUUGAAUCCUGGGCCCUGCGAGACCUCGUCAGACUGAAGGAGCUGCAUUUAGUCAGCACUAACCUUGUGACAGUUCAGCCAUAUGCACUGGGAGGGCUCAGACAAAUCCGCCUCCUUAACUUCUCCACUAACAGCCUGGUGACACUGGAGGAGGGGGCCUUCCAGUCCGUCAACACCUUGGAGACAGUGCGUUUGGAUGGAAACCCGUUAGCCUGUGACUGCCGCCUACUGUGGAUCCUCCAGCGCAGGAAGACGCUAAACUUUGACAGCGCUCCCCCGGUGUGCACAACACCUGUGGAGGUGCAAGGCAGGGCUCUUUCCGCUUUCUCAGACUCGGCUCUUUUUGAACACUUUACUUGUCAAAAGCCCAAAAUCCGUAACAGGAAACUGCAACAGAUAAAUGCCCGCGAGGGACAGGUGGUGUCCUUCAUUUGCAGAGCAGAAGGUGAGCCGGCUCCUGUUAUUUUUUGGAUCUCUCCUCAACGUCGCCGUAUCACCACAAAGAGUACAGGUCGUCUCACUGUCUUACCAGAAGGCACAUUGGAAAUACGCUAUGCUCAAGUUACAGAUAGUGGGACCUAUAUCUGUAUAGCCAGUAAUGCAGGUGGAAAUGACACUUACUUUGCCACUCUUACAGUGAGUGGACUGCCUCUUGAUGCAGCACUCAUGGCAAAUCGUACCUACUACACUGGAGACCUGAAUGAUACAAAUCUAAAUGAUACUAAGGUCUUUUUAAAGUUUACUCUGGAUCUAAAGACCAUCCUCAUAUCCACAGCCAUGGGCUGCAUCAUGUUCCUAGGAGUGGUCCUGUUCUGUUUCAUUCUACUGUUUGUGUGGAGUCGAGGCAGAGGGCAGCACAAAAACAACUUUUCUGUGGAGUAUUCUUUUAGAAAGGUAGAUGGACCUGCAGCCAGCGGAGGACAGGGUGGUGCACGAAAGUUCAACAUGAAGAUGAUAUAAACUUGACUUUUUUU
This is a messenger RNA of Periophthalmus magnuspinnatus, 2337 nucleotides long. RefSeq names its product leucine rich repeat and Ig domain containing 3a (gene lingo3a). Gene Ontology annotation, cellular component: plasma membrane. The record is from RefSeq and is a predicted model, not a curated record. The coding region runs from base 491 to 2323 and encodes 610 amino acids. NCBI's taxonomy places the organism in Eukaryota, Metazoa, Chordata, Actinopteri, Gobiiformes, Gobiidae. Gene Ontology annotation, molecular function: protein binding. The transcript has 2 exons.